GCCGUUACCAUAGAGUAUCAGUCGCUCGCACAAAUGGGUAACGAGUACACGGUGCCAGAAUAUAUGCUCGAGUGGAUGAUAGGACUGUCACCGAUUGUCGGGAGAAAAUCAUGGGAGGGUUGUACACAUAUGUACAUUCCAGCGUGCAUCAAUAAACACUAUGUUACGCUGGAGAUCGUUUUUGCUGACUCGACUAUAUAUGUGUACGACCUAGAUCAUUCAUGUUUGACACAAGGCCAGUUGGAGCAAAAUCUGGAGUCUGUGGCUGUCAUUGUUCCUAUGAUGGCCAGACGAGCGGGGAUAAAUGUACAGGACAGAUUGCGGAUCGUUCGGAACACGACGACAGCGCGACAGUCCGUAAGCGGCGACUGUGGCAUAUUUGCCAUUAAGUACCCGGCUGUUUCCCGGCUGUUAAACAUCCAACAGCCGGCUGUUUCAGACUAUUUCCGACUGUUUGUUAAGCUAAACCAGUUUGGCGUAGAAGAAUACCGUUCUAAAAACGAAAUUAAACAUGCGUAA
Molecule: messenger RNA, 519 nt
Organism: Olea europaea var. sylvestris
Lineage: Eukaryota; Viridiplantae; Streptophyta; Magnoliopsida; Lamiales; Oleaceae
Exons: 3
Coding region: 34-519 (161 amino acids)
Biological process (GO): proteolysis
Molecular function (GO): cysteine-type peptidase activity
Source: RefSeq, a predicted model, not a curated record